This is a messenger RNA of Centropristis striata (black sea bass), 2880 nucleotides long. RefSeq names its product syntabulin (syntaxin-interacting) (gene sybu). Bases 497 to 2224 code for a protein of 575 amino acids. Gene Ontology annotation, biological process: axonal transport of mitochondrion; synapse maturation. Gene Ontology annotation, cellular component: vesicle; cytoplasmic microtubule. NCBI's taxonomy places the organism in Eukaryota, Metazoa, Chordata, Actinopteri, Perciformes, Serranidae. The transcript has 5 exons. The record is from RefSeq and is a predicted model, not a curated record.
GGAUCAGAAACAUUUGAAAAAUUCACCUUUGACCUACACUUUUAUGAUCUGAUCUUUUAAAAUCUUAUAGAUGUUGAUUUUACAUCUUUAUUUUUUACAUGCACAGACUUAUACACAGUACGCAUAUGUGUAUACUUCUACAUACCAGUGUUUCCCAAGAGACCAAAGUACAUUAACUGCAUAUUUGUCACAUGUCAGCAGCUAGCAGAUUCCCUGGUAUGUUGACUUGAACAAACACUGACCAGAAAGCAGCUGCCGGCCUAAAAGAGAAUAAUAACCAGAGUGAAUUGUCAUCUAUGUAUCUGUGCUCUCUUAACAUAUUUUUUCAAUUCAGUAUACUCCAGUCUUCAUCCCAAUAUCUCCCCACUUUUAAUCUGAGGAGGGAGGAAAAAACCCCAUCUUGAGUCAAAAUGAGGAGAGAAGCUGAUUGGUUGAGGAAAGGGUUUGGGAGCUUAGCCAAUUAGUCUGAUUAGCAGGAGGUUACUACACUGACUGAAUGUGCACAGACCCUCAGUUGACUCACAGAGUGGUGAAAGAUCACAGUUUGGAAUUAUAUUGUUUAUCACAGUCAUCACUGGACACUAAUAUGGUUUUAUGUGAUGGUAGAAGCUGCUGCUCAGGUAGUGAAGCAGACUUCAGCUCCUCCAGCAGCACAGGCAGCCUCAAGACCAGGGAGAGCCUCGCCUCCAUUUCAGCUGCAAAGAGAGUUCCUUCACGCAGUCGUGGCACCCACAUCAGACCGCUCCCAGUGUUCAAACCAGCUGGGAGCCCUACAUCUAACCGCGAUGCAGAGCUCUAUGCUCCCUACAGGACGCCUCCCAGACCUGCCUCCUCAACCAACAGCAGCAGCUGCAACUCCAGCCCCACCACCAGAAGAGCGAACCGAGGACGCUACCAUUCCUGUGGAGACAACCAUGGCAUCAAGCCCCCGAACCCAGAGCAGUAUCUCACCCCACUACAGCAGAAGGAAGUCUCCAUCAGACACCUGAAGACCAAACUGAUGGAGUCUGAGAACAGAGUCCGUGACAGAGAGACGGAGGUUGAGGAGCUGAAGGCCCAGCUCAGCAGAAUGAGGGAGGACUGGAUUGAAGAGGAGUGUCACCGGGUGGAGGCUCAGCUGUCCCUCAAAGAGGCUCGCAAAGAGAUCAAGCAGCUGCGUCAGGUGGUGGAGACGAUGAAGAGCAGCCUGAUGGAGAAGGAUAAAGGAAUACAGAAGUAUUUCAUAGACAUCAACAUCCAAAACAGGAAGUUGGAGUCCCUGCUGCAAAGCAUGGAGCUUGCCCAGAGCGGCGCCAACCUCCAAGAUGAAAACACCUUGGACUUUAUCUGCGACAGCCCCGAGGACGGUGGGAAGAAGAUGGUGGGGGAGGAAGAGGGUGGGAUGGCGCUUGGGACCCAAGGGGCGGAGGCGAUGGCAGACAGCGGGCUGCUGGUUAACGAUGAGAUGGCCAAUAGAGCAGACAUUUUGGAGCAGGUCUUCAUGUCCACUGCUAUGGAUUUUAGUCAGGACUGUAGCGGCAAGCAGGGUGCAGGGACAGAAUCUGGGCCUGAGGUGUCCGCAUUGUUAGAAGAGGGGCAGUCGAUUGACGAAUCUACUCUACCCCCACCAGCAAACACAGUUUCCACCACCAUCACUAUUCCCUCAAUCACACCUUCCCAGCAGAACACAGAAGAGAAAGAAAUCCAGACUGACACCAUGCCCAUGUCUCCAGACCUGCAGGCUCUGCUCCUCCAGCUGCUCAAGUUCCACGGGGCAACAUCGGGGGACACAGCUCUGUCCGCCUCCAGCAGUCUUCUGGAUUUCCCAAACCCACCCUGCUCCACCUCCACUACUGCCAGUCUCCUUGACCCAACACCUCCCCCACCCAGCAUGCCCAGUCCUGCUCCCCCAGAGAGCCCAGACACCUCCACCGAUUCCGGCAUGUGCUGUUCAGAACCCGCAGAGAGCCGACGGUUCAUGGAGGAGCUGGAUUUUAGCGUCGGCGCGGAGGAACCUUGUCUGUCGCCUGGACUGGAUGCGGUCGGCAAGCGUUACUGGAGCAACAGCUUCCUGGUGGAUCUGGUGGCAGUGGCGGCCCCCGUGCUACCCACGGUGGCCUGGCUGUACUCGCGGCAUGGUGUGGACGGAAGCGCUCCGGUGUACAACAUUGCUGCUCUGAUCAGGGGCUGUUGCAUCAUGGGACUGCACUCUCUUCGUCAUGUCGCUCACAGGCCUGAUGCGUAAAAAGGCUUCCACCCCGCAUGCACACGCCUAACCUUGAACUAAAAGCACUUAAGCAUCUUUUCAAGAGUAUUUGUGAGAUUUGUUGCAUUUUUUUGUUGAACACUUAAUAUCAAUGCAGUCUUUUGGGUUCUAACACUGUUAUUUUGCACUGUAUAGUUACCAUGAUUUGAAGCAAAAUGGUGACAUGAAAGGGGUUAUUUAUAAAGGGGGUUGUUUAUGUAUUUAUUUAUUUAUCAUUUACAUGUAUCAGCUGAUCUGGGUAGAUGGUUAUAUGUUAUCAUCAUCCUGUGGUGUCCCUAGUUGUCUUUUGUGUUUUAAAAAGAAAAAGUUCUUUAUGUAAGGAUGAGAUUUUUAGGAGGUGAAAGAUUGAAUGUUCUUUUUGAUGGGUUCAAAAAUUCAACAGUUCUUGCGUUAUUGUUCGAAAAAGAAACCUUCAGCCAAAGCUUAAAUGUGAGUUAACUGUUCUUGUUUUGUGAAAAAGUAUAUUUUUUUUCCCUGGGAGUAGAGCUUUAUUCGGUACAGCCUGUGUAUUGUUCAUAGAAAUAAGUUGAUGCUUCAAAGCAACUAUCACUUGUUAUGUGCCUGAGCUAUGUGCAAUACUGGUGGUUUACAUCAAAUGUCCUUGUAUCUUUAUUAUUAAAGCAUGAUAAAUUCCG